GAGUUGCGAGGAGGGGGGAGGGCAGAUUCGCCUUCUGAAUUGUGCAUCCAGCUCCCAGGGAUCUGUGUUUUGCACCCACCUUGCAAGGAAGGAUUGCAACCUUGCAAUCUUUGCAAAAGCUGCGUUUAGUAAGAAGACACAGAAGGGGUUGAAUCUGGAGUGGAGAUAGCCGAGCUGGGCUAAAGUUGCCCUCGAUCUGGGGAGAGAAAAUGGCUUCGGAGGAGGAGGAGGUGGGGACCACCCCGCUGGGCCUCCAGGAACCUUUUCCAACGGAGUGGGCAGGUGAGAAAAUGGCCGAUGGAGGCCCUAGAAGUCAGACAGACGUUUCUGAGGACGCCGGUGUGACCAACCACGUUGCUCUGGUGAAAAACGAAGCGGCUGCCGCACGCAAGGAAGUCUGCACGAGGGACGUCACGGAGAUGGUGGUGACGUCUCAUUCGGAAGCGGACGACCCCCGGCUUCCAGACCCGCCGCGCUGGGACGAUAUUUUUUUGACGUCCGUUGAGAAGGCUGUUGACACCCGUCCAGGAAAGUGGAUGUCGCAGCUCAUUCCGGGCCUGAAAGAGGAAGGGCCGCGAUUUGAGGAGAGGGAAGCGGGAGAUUAUGGGAAGGUGAAGGCGGCCAUCUUGCGGGUCGACGCCAUCAGCACCGAAGUCCAGCGGCAGCACUUCCGCCUGUUCCAAUACAAGGAGGCUGACGGGCCCCGCGAGGCCUGCAGCCGCCUCUGGUUCCUUUGCCACCGGUGGCUGAAGCCGGAGAGGCACAGCAAGGAGCAGAUUCUGGAGCUGCUGAUCCUGGAGCAGUUCCUGGCCAUCCUUCCGCCGGAGAGCCAGAGCUGGGUCAAAGAUGGCUGCCCGGAGACCUGCGCCCAGGCGGUGAUGUUGGCCGAGGAUUUCCUCCAGAGGCAGCGAGAGCCCGAAAGGCCGGAAGCACAAGUGCCGGGAUUGUUUGAGGAGGCCAGUGAGACGUCCCUGAAGGCCAAAGGAGCUCUCUUGGACCCUGAGCAGAGACAGCAGGGCCUGGAGGUCAAGGAGGAGACUGCUGCGGAGGACAGUUCUUCACGAGGCAACCUGUGCCCUAGUGAGAACAACAAAGGGAGCCCCCAGCCAGAGAACAGGGAGCACGAGGGGCUGUGUGAGGCAUCCGAUGAAGGCCUUGAGGAGACCUUCCCUCUCUUUGACAAACUGGAAGACCUACCUGAAAGGCCGCCGCAAUCAGAUAAGCCGUCGAAAAAGCCACCCAGGAAGAGGCUGCAAAAAUCCAUCCCAUUGGUGGGUGGUUACGAAGAUCUCGGUGUAGCCGCAGCAGAGAAGGAGACGGGUGAGGGCAAGCCGCCCAUGAAGAUCAUCGUCUACGAAGAAAACUUCAGUCAGGGCUCAGACCAAGCCGGAGAGAAAAUUCACAAGUGCUCGGUGUGCGGCAAAUGCUUCAGCCUCCGGUCGCGCCUUAUCGUUCACGAGAGAACCCACACGGGAGAGAAGCCGUACACGUGCUCCGAUUGCGGGAGGAGCUUCAGCGUCAGCUCGAGCCUCAUUGCCCACCGCAGGACGCACACGGGAGAGAAGCCCUACAAGUGCUCACACUGCGCCAAGAGCUUCAGUGUGAAGUCGGGACUGAUCGCUCAUGAGAGAACCCACACGGGAGAGAAGCCGUACAAAUGUCUGUACUGCAGCAAGAGCUUCCGGCGCAACUCGGGCCUUGUUAGUCAUCAGAGAAUCCACACCGGCGACAAACCUUACCAGUGCUCGGUGUGCGAGAAAAGCUUCAGCGACAUCUCGAACCUCAUCACGCAUCACAGGAUCCACACGGGGGAAAAGCCGUACAAGUGCUUGGAGUGCGGGAAAAGCUUCAGCCAGAGCUCGUACCUCAACAGCCACCAGAGAAUCCACACGGGGGAAAAGCCAUACGAGUGCUCCGAGUGCGGGAAAACCUUCAGCGUGAGCUCGCGGCUCAGGAAGCACCAGAGAAGCCACACGGGCGAGAGGCCGUUUAUAUGUCUGGACUGUGGGAAAACUUUCAGCGAAAGCUCAGAUCUCCUCGCGCACGAGAGGGCCCACACCGGGGAGAAGCCCUACCGGUGUUCGUUCUGCGGGAAGAGCUUCCUGCGCAGCUCGGAAGUAGUCAGCCACGAGAGGAUCCACACGGGCGAGAAGCCAUACCAGUGCGGGGAAUGCGGGAAGAGCUUCAGCGUCAGCUCCCGCCUCAGCGCGCACAGAAGGAUCCACACGGGAGAGAAGCCUUUCCAGUGCGUGGUGUGCGAGAGAAGCUUCAGCUACAAAUCACACCUCAUUACACAUCAGAGAAUCCACACCGGCGAGAAGCCCUUUCAGUGCUCCGUCUGUGGGAAGAGCUUUCGUGGCAGCUCUAGCCUCGUGGCACACGAGAGGACACACACAGGGGAGAAACCGUACCGGUGUUUGGACUGUGGGAAAAGCUUCACUCAGAGCUCAAACCUCAUUAGUCAUCAGAGAAUCCACGCAGAAGGAAACUCCCCAGACGGGAAGUGGCCCAGAAAGAGGAGCAGCAGCAGUGUCUACACACAGGGAAUGAUUUUGUGCUUGCCAGAGCUCUCUGAAAUCGCUGGGGCUCUGCAGCCGCCUGCAUGUUCAACUUCACUCACGGCGCAAGUCGCACAGAAAGUUGGCCUCCAAAUCCAGGAUGCUUCUUUCACAGGGGACGGCUCCCAUUUUGGAGACUGCGAAAGAGUGGCUGGCGAGGAAAUGGACGUCGCACCGCCUGUGUGGGAAAGGGGGGCAGGAGCAGGAAAUGCCCCCAGCCCUAGAGGACAAAACCGGAGAUCCGGAGAACAGAUUAAGCAGGAGCCAGAGGACAGGCUGCACCGGCACUGGGAUGCCCAGCUGCAGGAGUUCCUGAGGACCCUGGAGUCUCCCCACUCUGGCUGGGGGGUCCCCCAGUUGCCGGAGGAGCCCGCCCCCUGGGACGACACCAAGGGCUUCCUGGUCUCCUUCGAGCAAGUGGCCAAAGCCUGCCGGUGGCCCCGGGAAGAGUGGGCGGCCCGACUCCUGCCAGCCCUCAGCGGGGAAGCCGAGCGGGCCGUUAGCCGGCUGGAGGGCCGGGACAGAGAGGAUUAUGGGAAAGUGAAGGCGGCCAUCUUGCAAUGGGACAGCUUCCGGAGGGAGACUCGGCGCCAGCGCUUCAGGCGCUUCUGCUACCAGGAGGCCGAGGGGCCGAGAGGGGCUCACCGCCGGCUGCUGGAGCUUUGCGACGGGUGGCUAAGGGUCGAGAAGCACACCAAGGAGCAGAUCUUGGAGCUGCUCCUUCUCGAACAGCUCCUGACCGUCCUGCCGGCGGAGGUCCAGGACUGGGUCAAGGGACGGAGCCCAGAGACCUGCUCCCAGGCGGUGGCCCUGGCCGAGGAUUACCUGCAGAGGCAGCCAGAGGCCGCAAGGCAGCGACCACAGGGGCUGAAUCAACUGGAAGAAGAGGCGGCGGCUGCGGUGGAGUCCUCUGAGGCGGAACAGACUUUGUCUGACCUCGGGUGGAGUGUGUUUGGCCAGCAGGCCAAAGAGGAGCAAGUCAGCAGGCAUGCUGAACUGUUGGCAACAAAAGGUUGGAUGAAUGUAAGGAAGGAGGAGAAAUGUGCAGAAGCGGAUUUGAAGGAGGCAGAUCCAACUGGAACAUCUGUGGAGCCAGAGGAAGAGGAUGUUCCCCCAAGUCACAGGCAGGAAAACUUCCCAGAAAGUCAGCUUGGGCAAAAGGAGCAGCAGGAAUCUUGUCUGGAGAGCAACGAACAAACUUUGCUUUGUGGAGGAGACGACACUGAAAUCGCUGCCCAGCGACAAACCCGCCCUGGUUAUGAUGACCAGUCGAGGGAGUGUGACGAGAAAUACGGCCGAUUGGACUGUCCAGAGGACCGGCAGGAUGGCGAGCACCCGGGAACAGCAGCGGAGAGGGUCUCUCGGCCCAGACGCGAGAGGGCCCCGCUCCAAGAAGAGGCUUUCCGGUGUGGCGACUGCGGGAAGAGUUUCAACCGCAAGCAGAACCUCCUGAGGCACAAUCUGACCCACACCGGGGAGAAGCCCUUCAAGUGCGCCUACUGCCCCAAAAGCUUCGUCCAGGUCUCCGACCUGACCCGCCACGAGAGGACCCACACGGGCGAGAAGCCGUUCGGCUGCUCCUUCUGCGAGAAGCGCUUCAACUGCAACUCCAACCUGCUCAUGCACGAACGCAUCCACACGGGCGAGAAGCCAUUCAUGUGCCUAUCGUGCGGGAAGACCUUUGUCCAGAUCUCCGACCUGACGCGCCACGAGCGGACCCACACGGGCGAGAGGCCCUACGGCUGCUCCUUCUGCGAGAAGCGCUUCAGCUGCAACUCGCACCUCCUGGUGCACCAGCGGAUCCACACGGGCGAGAAGAAGCCGCACCAGUGCACCACCUGUGGCAAGAGGUUCAGCUACCAGUCAGUGCUGCUGGCGCACAUGACGGUCCACACGGGCGAGAAGCCCCACGCCUGCCCACACUGCGGGAAGCGCUUCCAUUCCCGCCCGGGCCUCAUCCGCCAUAAGAAGAGCCACGCGGGAGAGAAGCUGGCGCACAAGUGCUCCCAUUGCGCGGAGAGCUUUGGCCUGCGGCAGCAGCUCAUGCUCCACGAACGGACCGCGCACGCAGGGGCCAAGCGAUACCAUUGCUCGGCCUGUGGGAAGAGCUUCAACACUCACACCACCCUGGCUAGGCAUGAAAGGAUUCACAAGGGGGGAGCCACAUAGUAAUAAUAAUAAUAAUAAUAAUAAUAAUAAUAAUAAUAAUAAUAAUAAUAAAUUUUAUUUAU
Messenger RNA from Podarcis muralis (Common wall lizard), 4789 nucleotides. The record is from RefSeq and is a predicted model, not a curated record. Lineage: Eukaryota; Metazoa; Chordata; Lepidosauria; Squamata; Lacertidae.